UGUGCCUCAUGCCCGGUGCGGGCCCUGGUCUAGCAAGCUCACAAUUAAUCUUCACGCAACACAAUAGCAUGCGUGUUCACAGCAGCCUUUUCGACGCUUACUCAGGUACCGGCCCGCUCUUCCCCGGCCUGCUUGGCUUCACGUGGAAGGUGCAACUGCCAAUGGUUCCCUCCAUCGUAACACCUGCAUACCUCGAACCACGUUGGAGUUCAUGCUUGUCCUCGAUACCUCCUCGCCAUUUCAACACCCGUGCUACUUCGCACCUCAGACGUCAUGUCUGAAAGAAACUACAUCUGCAACCUACCAGACGAGUUGCUGCUCAAAAUUCUGCACCAUAUCCCGCCCCCGAAGCCAGAUCCGGAGACAAAUCCACAUCUCUCAUGGGGCGUACAAAGGCUGCCGCUUACCGACUAUCGGUCUGUAUCUUCCGUGUGCCAGCGUCUGAACCGAAUUGCAAACAGUGUAAUGUACGCCCACUAUGACCACGAGUCCAACUACGUCUCUUCGGCCAGAUUCAUCAGAACCCUCGUGCAAAACCCACUUUUGGCCCGCCAUCUGAGGAGUCUGAAAGAGCUUGAAUCGACAAGUCCGACCCUUCAACACCUGGAGCCGUACAAACGAUCCAUCUCCAGCAUUGAAUGUCUCUAUGCUCUAUCUGAGCAGCUCAAUCCACAAACUUCACAAAGCAUCGUCCUCACACGAAACAUAUUGCGCCGGAAAAACAUGUUCGAGCUGUUCCAGAGUGGACAAGAUACGACGCAUGAUCUCGAGGCUGCGCUGAUCCUUGCAUUGGCCCCGAAAAUCCAGACAGUAGCGCUGAACUACAAUUCAAAUCGUAGGCGAAAUUGGGCGGUCUGUCUGAAGAUGAUGACACCUGGAAAUCGAAGUUUCCCGUACAACCCAGAGCAGCAGUUUGAACACCUCCGAAAGCUAAAAGUCAACAUGUCUGGUCUGCGAUUCAGCGACAUCUCCGGUGUUCUCCGACUGCCAUCCCUGGUCGACCUCAUUCUGUUUAAGUUCGAGAGACUGCCCACAGAUGUCGAUCAAAUAAAUGAGCUGGACUGGAAUUGCCCCGUCAAAGAGUCUAGGAUCCGAACAAUACGCCUUGACCAGUUUGACAUACAUCAUUCAUAUAUUGUGAAGCUCAUAUCAUCCUGUCAUCACUUAGAGGCAUUUGCGUUGGGUUUUUCUCCCCGGACUCACAACCCUCUUGACUAUCUCAAUAUCAUCAGCGAACUUGAAAAACACCAUCCUAAGCUAGAGGCUUUGAGUUUAACCCGCUUCUUCAGACAACAAACCGCCCAUUUUCGCGACGUGCCACCCCGCUCCACUUCUUUAAGAGGGUUCAGGAACUUGAAAUACCUAGCUGCACCGCUAGAGUUGCUAGUGAACCCUCAGACCUCAGACCCGAACCUUCAUCUCGGCUGCCUUCUCCCACGAAAUCUCCAGACCUUCGUGCUCAGUAAGGGAGAAGCGCUAUACGACGAACUAAAGCGAUGGCGCGACACACAUGCUGUAGGUACGGGUAACAACUGGAACUUUAGCGCAGAGGAGCGCUACAACAGGGCAUUCUGCGACAAACAGGUGCAAAGCGUGGUAGAAGCAUGCCGAUAUGACAACCUGCAACUUCAAGCGUUCGGAAUUCACUACGCGACCGAUUUUCGCUACGCAGAUGCCCCUGGAGGCUAUGCCAACACCAGCAAAGACUUGGCUCGUAUGGAGGAUGUGCAUUUCGACUUCUCCAGGUUCACGCGCGACUUCGAGAUCACCAACGUGCACUUUGACUAUGUAAUCAAGGUCUUUCACGAUAGGACAUCUGAAGCGCAUGAGCGACUGAUCUCCGUGAGAAGAAUCAACGGCGACGCUGUAGCGGAAGACUACUCCUACCACUUGCAUUCGAAUUUCGACCCCGCACCGCGUUACGAGCUGAGAGGCUUCGAGCAGCCUCGUUUCCUGAACACAGAGGGUGAGGAGUAUAGGGUGCACAGGAACCAGAUCCCGUAUGAGUUGCGAGAGGAGAUUUGAAAUCGCAAGAGCGUACCGACGCGUGGUGAUUAGUCGUAUUCCGCCAUUUCGACGCGGCCAGAGAUAAUGAAUUUACGCCAAACAACUAUGCCAGGGACCUCAGACAACAUCCCUACGCUCAUUUCAGCAUACACAAAGCGCAUCAUCUUGCUUUU
Molecule: messenger RNA, 2180 nt
Organism: Paraphaeosphaeria sporulosa
Lineage: Eukaryota; Fungi; Ascomycota; Dothideomycetes; Pleosporales; Didymosphaeriaceae
Exons: 3
Coding region: 274-2025 (583 amino acids)
Source: RefSeq, a predicted model, not a curated record